AUGGUGGAUGUAGAUGUUGUGAGUGAUGGAAAUGGAUUGGAUAUGCAACAUAUGGACUAUAUUAUACAAAAAAUUGCACAGUUGAGGAAAUCAGGUUACAAUGAUGUAGACAUUAUGAGAUGCCUUGGAAUUACAAAAGCUCAUUUAGAAGAGUUUGGAUAUGUGGUUGUCAAUGUUGAAGGUGAAACAGUUCAAGGGAAUGGAGUAGAAGGUGGAGUUGAACAUGGACAUGGAGAUGGAGUUGAAGAUGUCCAUGGGAAUGAAGAAGAAGGUGGAUUGGAAAGAGAUAGACAAGGAGAUGAAGUGGAAGGAGGUGGAGAGGGAAAAGGUAAUGAAGAAGAAGAAAGGGAAGUAGAGGGGAAUGAAGAAGAAUAUGGAGAAGAAGGAGAAGGAGACGGAGAAGAAGAUGGAGAUGGAGAAGGAGAUAAAGGAGAUAGAGAAGGGGAUGAAGUGGAAGGAGUUGAAGAUGAAGAUGUUCAAGGAAAUAAAGAAGGUGGAGAAGGAGUUGAAGUUGUUCCAGUGAAUGAUCCAGUACAUGAAGGGCAUUUUGGGAAUAAUGUACAACAAAGGACAAGGAGAACCCUCAGAGAGGAUCAUUCUUCAAAAGCUGAAAAAUAA
Messenger RNA from Lactuca virosa, 618 nucleotides. NCBI's taxonomy places the organism in Eukaryota, Viridiplantae, Streptophyta, Magnoliopsida, Asterales, Asteraceae. The record is from the annotation of a GenBank genome assembly.